Hyaloscypha bicolor E is the source of this 3012-nucleotide messenger RNA. Its product is annotated as mediator of RNA polymeras-like protein II transcription subunit 16. Gene Ontology annotation, biological process: positive regulation of DNA-templated transcription. Lineage: Eukaryota; Fungi; Ascomycota; Leotiomycetes; Helotiales; Hyaloscyphaceae. Gene Ontology annotation, cellular component: mediator complex. The transcript has 9 exons. Gene Ontology annotation, molecular function: protein binding. Bases 1 to 3012 code for a protein of 1003 amino acids. The record is from RefSeq and is a predicted model, not a curated record.
AUGGAAGACGAGAUGGACAUGGAAGAUCUCUUUGGCGAUGGAGCCGGCCUGUCCCUACCUUCGCGGCCCCCCUCGAAAGAGCUAUACCAGAGAUUGGACGAGCUGAGAGGAAGUGGUUGCUGCCAAGGGAUAGCCUGGUCAAAAUGGGGUAGCAUUGCUGCCAUUGCCUCAAACGGAGCUGCUUUGGAACUACGAAACCUCCGCUGCCAUCCAGAGAAUGGUACCUGGGCUUUAAGUGAGCCAACUGUCACUCCAAAUUUCUCUUCCGCAUUAGAUGGCGGUCCUUUGAAACAUCUUUCUUGGAGCCCGACGGGCUCUGAUUUAGCGGUAAUCGAUGCUGCAGGACGGAUUACCAUCCUUGCUGUUUUUUCAUCCUUGAAUAAGCCCAGUCUCAGCAGGGCUUGUGGAGGAGACCCUGCGGAUGACUUGCAUGGGAUAGUUGGCUGUUACUGGUUGAACAUUGCCCCGUAUCCUCCGAAUCGACCCACUAUUUUGCAUGGCCCAGGGGUUAAAGAUGGCCCCAACUAUAAGUACGAGGCCCAGCAAGGUCCAGUUUUGGGGCCAUGCCAUCCGAGUCCCUCAAAAUCUGCUUUUGUGUGUCUCACUACAAACGGCCUCUUGAGGCUGCUAUGGCCGCAGAAUACCGGGAAAUGGUGCGAGUCGCAUUCGGAAUUAGAGAGCAUAGUCUCGUCAGAUGACUUGAUCACUCACGCAGCUAUAUGUCCGGACAAAACUGGCACUUUACUAAUUGCCUUCGCAACUACUUCGAAGCAGCUUCGCACUGUACGGGCACUAAUAGAAUGGAACCCGACGAAAGUUGAUAAGGUUAAUUCUGCGCAAUGGGCGUUAAAUCCGACAAUCAAGACUAGACAUCUGGCUGUAACGAGUUGGGUUCAUGAUAUUCCCAGUGAUACUGUGAACGCCUCUCACAUGGAGUCAUCGAUGGUGCAACUAUCUCAUCUCGAAUUCUUGCCUCCGUGUGGCGACGCCGCUGGGAGGAUGGCACCGCCAACGAUUUUGGCCGUACGCUCUCAUCUACCAGGAUCAACAUCACAUUACAAUCAAGAUGUUCACACUACUGUAGAUAGAUGGGAGGUUCGGGAGAAGCCUCAAACAAUCCAUCCAGCCUUCGAACAGUUGAGUUCUCGGCGGAACAGCGUCGGUUCUCAACCAGGGCCUGUUGUGUACUUGAAGAAGCUUGAAAGUUUCACUGUGAAUAAGAUUAUCAUAGCUCUAGAAACCAUGAAUAUUGGCAAGGUCUUAUUUCUUGCCUACGCCGACGGGUCGGUAGAGUAUCGAGAUCGACUGACCAUGACUGAAACCUUCAACGAUGGCGAUUUGGAUCGAGUGUGGCAUCUUUCCCAGAUCGGAUUCUCAUAUCCUAACGAUGAUCCUUGUCUUCAAGUCGCAUUGUCUCCCAGCUACUGCUCUCUUGUACAGAUUAGAAACGAUGGGAAGGUAAAAUGGAAGCAACUUGACUAUCAGCUAGCUGACAUCGGAUCCAGCAUGGAGGAUGGUCUCUAUGCAGGAGUCGUUGCUGCUCUGUCGCUCUCAUGUGCCACAGCCGUCAUGCGAAAUGUCAAUUAUGAUGAUCUGCUUGCUACGGCUAACAAGCAUGCUACAGCACGUAAGUCCGAGUUUGCGUAUGACUGGCUCACCGAUUUAUCCCGUAUCCUAAAAGUACAUAUGGACUACUCGGAAGAAAGUCACCACGAUGUUUUGGUCAGAAACACGACAAUUCAGUUAUGUUUAUGCAUCCAGAACUCGCUCGGAUUCAAGGGAGAGUUCAAUCCCAGAACAUUCUCUGGGAAGUUUGCCUGGCUUGUUCUUCAACUGCGGAACAUCGUGGUUCUGGUGACCAUGGCUGCGAAUCUCAACGUCCCACAGAGCGGACCAGAAAGUGACAAAAAGUCCCCGCUGGAAGACCCAGAGGUGAUCAACUCUCUGGCAGGAUCCGUUCGUUGGGUCUUAGAUCUCUUGGCCUGGCUAACUGACACACUCCUCACUCUGCCCAGCACUUUACCUCCAACAAUCGACCUCACCAAGGCCAGCAACCUCCCGCUUCCAGAACUUCUCGCCCACUUACAUAGCACCAAUACCAUAUCUCUCCACCUCCUCCUCUCAUCACCCACCCGCGGGUUCCUAACUGCCAUCUGUCGCCGUCUCCAACACCUCGACUACAUCGCCCGCAAAGCCAUCGUAUACCCAGGUGUCAACAACACUCCAAACCCCCAAAACGUGAACCAAAACUCUCAGAACCAAACCGCGGCCCCCUCUCCCGCUCUUCGCGCAGCUUACCUGCAGAUAGCAACCUUAACAUCAGAUACAAUCCUUCGCAUCAAAACCAUGGAAACCCUCCUUGGGUCCCUCGCCUCCCUAGUUAAGAACGCGUACGCCUCCAACAACCCGCCCCUCUCUGGCUCCCAACCGGCAGAAAAGGCGCGCAACGCACUCGAGAUAAAGAUGCUGUUCGGGGGCUCCUUCCCCGAUGCAUUCAAAAGCGUGAUCGUCGAGCUGUUCAAGAAAGAAGGCCUGCUCGACGCAGUGAAGGAAGAGAUCGAGCCCGCGAAAUUGUUCUUUGCCGAUUUCACGAUGCUGGAGGUGGAUGAGGAUGCCGUUAGUGUGGGGAAGCGAAGAGCGUUGGGGCGGACCAUGGACUGUUUUCAGAAGCGGUGGCUUUUGAAUCCUGAGAAGAUCUUGUUGUCUCCGUCUUCUUCUGCGGCUGCUGCUGCUGCUGCUGCUGCGACCGGGGCAGAGGGCUCCUCCUCGCAGACGGGGACCGCGAAUGCUAGUCUGGGCGCUGCGCAGGAUGGGAGUGGGGUUGGGAGUGGCGGCUUGAUGGGCGCGGGUGGGCGGCAGGGCGCGAGGUGGAGGAGGUGCGCAAGGUGUGCGGCGGUUAUGGAGGAUGUGUUGACGCAGAGGGUGGCGUUGCAGUGGUUGGUUAUGCAGCAAAGGAGAUGCUUUUGCAGCGGGUAUUGGGAUACGCUUGCUCCGGGGGAGGCUCUUGCUUGA